Molecule: messenger RNA, 2033 nt
Organism: Heterobasidion irregulare TC 32-1
Lineage: Eukaryota; Fungi; Basidiomycota; Agaricomycetes; Russulales; Bondarzewiaceae
Exons: 7
Coding region: 97-1728 (543 amino acids)
Biological process (GO): ubiquitin-dependent protein catabolic process; positive regulation of proteasomal ubiquitin-dependent protein catabolic process; protein polyubiquitination
Cellular component (GO): ubiquitin ligase complex; cytoplasm
Molecular function (GO): ubiquitin protein ligase activity; ubiquitin conjugating enzyme binding; zinc ion binding
Source: RefSeq, a predicted model, not a curated record
CUCUCCUCGUCCAUUGACCCCUCGCGUCUCCCUCGCCGCCCUCCUCCUCUCCCCCCCAUCUCCACCGCAGCUCCAGCCUCCGCAGACACACAAGCCAUGUCCGACUACGAGUUCUCAGACGACGACAACGAAUACUACGACGAGGACGAAGAGAUGAUCGACCCAGAGGAUGCGUCUGCAUCGUCCGAAGACGACAUGGACAUGGACAACUUCCAGGACGACAUCAAGAUCAUCGCUAACAAAGGCAAGAAGAAGUCCUACGAGGUCGACUAUGACGAUCUCACACAGGCCAUGGUCGAGGACCUCAUCAAGGCUGAUGUCGACCACAUCAGCUCCAUCUUUGGUGUCGACAACGAUGCCGCGGCGCUGCUUCUGCGCCACCUCGACUGGAACAAGGACAGGCUGAUCGACAAAUUUCUAGACAAUUCAUUGGCCAUCUCCGUAGCGGCGGGCAUCUCUCCAGCCCCUCCUCCAUCUCCGCCGUCGACGCCCGCGCCAGUCUUCACUCGUCCCUUCACGCGCUCGUCCGCAGUGCGCGACCCCACCCCGCCUGUCGACCCGCGAAUCUGCACCAUCUGCUUCGACGACUCGCAGACCAAGACGCUCGCGCUCGUGUGCGGGCACACGUUCUGCACGGACUGCUGGUCCGCGUACGUCACGAGCAAGAUUCGCGAGGAGGGCGAGUACCGCAUCGUGUGCAUGGCCGAGGACUGCGGGGUCGUCUGCACCGACACCUUCGUGCGCGCCGCGCUCGACGCCGACGUCGACACCAUGGCGCGCUUCCACGAGCUCCUGGUGCGCGGCUACGUCGCCAGCAACCCGAACCUCAAGUUCUGUCCGUACCCCUCGUGCUCGCACACCGUGUCCUGCCCCUCUGCGGCCUCGCGCUCCUCGCUCGCCGCGAUCGUGCCCACGGUCGUGUGCGGCGCCGACUCGAAGCACCUGUUCUGCUUCGGCUGCGCGGUCGAGGGCGACCACAGGCCGGUCCUGUGCUCGGUAGCCAAGAUGUGGCUGCAGAAGUGCCACGACGACAGCGAGACGGCCAACUGGAUCAAGAGCAACACGAAGGAGUGCAGCAAAUGCCAGAGCACGAUCGAGAAGAACGGCGGGUGCAAUCACAUGACGUGCAAGAAGUGCAAGUACGAGUUCUGCUGGGUGUGCAUGGGUCCGUGGGUCGACCACGGCACGGCGUGGUACUCUUGCAACCGAUACGACGAGAAGGCGGGCGUCGAAGCCCGCGACGCGCAAUCGCGCAGCCGGGCCUCCCUCGAGCGCUACCUGCACUACUACAACCGCUGGGCGAACCACGAGCAGUCCGCGAAGCUGUCGGUCGAGCUGUACGUGAAGACGGAGAAGAAGAUGGAGGAGAUGCAGGUGACGACGGACCUGACGUGGAUCGAGGUGCAGUUUAUGAAGAAGGCCGUCGACGAGGUGGAAAAGUGCCGCACGACGCUCAAGUGGACGUACGCGAUGGCGUACUACCUCGACAAGGGCAACCACAAGGAGCUCUUCGAGGACAACCAGAGGGACCUGGAACGGGCGGUGGAGGACCUGUCGGAGCUGCUCGAGUCGCCGAUCGAGGCGGAGACGAUCCCGACGCUGCGGCAGAAGGUGACGGACAAGACGGUGUACGUGCAGAAGCGGAACGAGAUCGUGCUCGAGGACACGGCGGCUGGGUACCAGGAGGGGCGCUGGGCCUGGAACGUCGAAGUAGAGGGCUUCGAGUGAGCGCACGCGCGGGCGGUCAUUGCUAGAUAUCUGCCUCUGCCAUCCGAGCCACGAACGCUGCUCUCGCAGGCCACGACACCACGACGCAUCCAUCUCCUCGCAUCCACAGGCGGUCUCACGGGGCGGUCUCGCCUCACUCGAUUUGUGCACUAGCUUUUUUACAUUUUCUGGUUUUUUCUUUCUCUUUCCCACUACCCGUGUGCUGUCUGCUGCUGUCUCGUCCGUGUAGUCACGAAUUGUGCAUCGUUGUGUUUAUAGUCUGUCCCACCGUACACUGAUACAGAAUGGAAUGUUGGAGCACGUAA